Molecule: messenger RNA, 909 nt
Organism: Emys orbicularis (European pond turtle)
Lineage: Eukaryota; Metazoa; Chordata; Testudines; Emydidae
Gene: LIN28B
Product: lin-28 homolog B
Exons: 5
Coding region: 1-909 (302 amino acids)
Biological process (GO): pre-miRNA processing
Cellular component (GO): cytoplasm; nucleus
Molecular function (GO): zinc ion binding; mRNA binding
Source: RefSeq, a predicted model, not a curated record
AUGGGCAACUACAUUGUGUUUGCCAAUCGGUGCGUCGGCUUUAAACUGACUAGAGAGCAGAGGAUGCAGCUGCCUUGUACGGAUUUGUGCCCCAAAGGACUGUUUUUUAAUUGCACCUUGGUUCCUCAGAAGACGAUGAGGUCAUUCAAGAAGGUCUCCUCAGGCCCAGCAGGGGCGAGUAAAGGUGGAGACGAGCCCGGGAAGUUGCCGGAGCAGGAAGAGGAGGAAUCCCAGGUUUUGCACGGAACAGGCCAUUGCAAGUGGUUCAAUGUGCGAAUGGGAUUCGGGUUCAUCUCCAUGAUCAACCGGGAAGGAAACCCUUUGGAGUCUCCAGUUGAUGUUUUUGUACACCAAAGCAAGCUUUACAUGGAAGGAUUUAGAAGCCUAAAGGAAGGCGAACCAGUGGAAUUUACUUUUAAGAAAUCUUCCAAAGGCCUUGAAUCAAUACGGGUAACAGGCCCUGGUGGGAGCCCCUGUUUAGGAAGUGAGAGACGACCCAAAGGGAAGACAGUACAGAAAAGAAAACCAAAGGGAGAUAGAUGCUACAACUGUGGUGGCCUUGAUCAUCAUGCUAAGGAAUGUAGUUUACCUCCACAGCCAAAGAAGUGCCAUUACUGUCAGAGCAUCAUGCACAUGGUGGCUAACUGCCCUCAUAAAACUGUUUCACAACAGCCCACUAGUUCUCAGGGAAGAUAUGAAGCAGAACCACAGCCUUCCACUUCUGCUUUCCUGAGAGAAGGGGGAGGGGCUUACUGCCAUUCAUCUCCAUCAUAUUCUCAGGAGGGAAGGUCAGAGAUCUUAGAACGUUCAGGCAGGUCACCACAAGAAGCUUCCUCCAGUAAGUUAUCUGCAUCACCUGAAGAACAAAGCAGAAAGGGGCCUUCUGUUCAAAAAAGGAAAAAAACUUAG